AUGCAGCGCAGCCAGCAGAUCAAGUCUUAUGUUCCAGACGUGGCCGGGAAGCGAAAGUUCAUCCCUGAACAGGAGAUAGAGACACGGAUCAUGGGUGGUCAGGAAGCAUGGGCCCAUUCCUGGCCAUGGCAGGUGUCUCUGCAUUUUGCCUCCAUGGCAGCCUGUGGAGGUGCUCUCCUUAGCCCUGAAUGGGUUAUUACUGCCUGUCAUUGCUUCAAACGGUACAAUAAAGCAGCAUUUUGGACAGUCAUGGCAGGAAAACAUGAUCUGGACAAUUAUGAGGCCUGCCAGCAGGUCACCAAGGUGGCCGAAAUCAUUGUUCACAAGGGUUACAGCAAGAGAACAAAAGAGCAUGACAUUGCUUUGCUGAAACUGGAGACGCCACUGAUGAUAAAUGAGUGUGUGAGGCCCAUUCCAAUCCUCCAAUCAGAGCCCUCAAUGAUGAAAUGCACAGUCACUGGUUGGGGCGCCACCAGAGAGAAUGGUCCACGUGCUCACAGACUCCAGGAGGUUAACGUUACCAUCCUUCCCACAAACACGUGUAAUAGUUUCUAUCAUGGGAGAGUGCAGCCAACCAUGUUUUGUGCUGGUGAUGUUGCAGGGGGCGUGGAUGCAUGUCAGGGGGAUUCUGGUGGCCCACUGUCUUGUCUCACUGGUAUGAGGUACGAGCUGGCAGGAGUGGUCAGCUGGGGCGUAGGGUGUGGACGUUCACAGAGGCCUGGUGUCUACACCAAAGUAUAUCUCUACAAUGCGUGGAUCAACGAUGCCAUGACCCCUGGCACAGUGACUGUGGAGAAUGCUGAUCAGGCAUGCCCUCACUCCUGGCCAUGGCAGGUGAGCCUGCAAAGCAAUGGCAGGCACUACUGCAGUGCCACCCUCAUCCACCAGAGCUGGGCACUCGCACCACGGCACUGCCACUGCAAGGCUGGUCAUGAUGUGGCAGUUCUGGGAGCCCAUGACCUAAACUUCAUGGCAUCCCAGAGUGUUAUGGUGGAGAAGGUGUACGCCUUUCCGCACAGCAACAGCUUUCCGCCUGAAUCCGAUCUAUCUUUGAUCCGCCUCCGUAUCCCAGCACGACUCGGUCCAUCUGUAUUCCCAGUGUGUAUUCCAGAUGAGGAUGAGGAUGAAGAUCUGGAAGAUGGAUGGUCAUGUGUACUGACUGGUUGGGGAUUAACAAAGGCAAUAUCGGAGCUAAACCCUGAUGUCCUACACCAGGUUCACCUGAAGCCCAUCUCGGAGAGUGCCUGCCAGAGGGAAUGGGGGAAAAGCAUCAUCCAGAAAACCAAGUUGUGCACUGGCUCUGCUGGAUCUGUGGCCUGCAUGGGGGAUUCUGGUGGAUCGCUUCUGUGCCAAAAAAAAGGAGUCUACAACUUGGUUGGCAUGGCAACAUGGGGCAGUAAAACCUGUGGCUCCAAGAAGCCUGCUGUAUUUACAAGAGUGUCUGCCUUCCACUCAUGGAUCCAUAACAUGACAGGGGGAAACGUCUAA
Chanos chanos (milkfish) is the source of this 1488-nucleotide messenger RNA. It is a transcript of the gene ovch1, whose product is annotated as ovochymase 1. The transcript has 11 exons. The record is from RefSeq and is a predicted model, not a curated record. Bases 1 to 1488 code for a protein of 495 amino acids. Gene Ontology annotation, molecular function: serine-type endopeptidase activity. Gene Ontology annotation, biological process: proteolysis. NCBI's taxonomy places the organism in Eukaryota, Metazoa, Chordata, Actinopteri, Gonorynchiformes, Chanidae.